AUGGAUUAUGAUUUGGGUCGGAUUGACUAUACUCUUUGUGGUAUAACUUAUCCAGAUGCUUUGAAAAUUUUACCUGCUACUGAACAAAAAAUACAACAAAAGUUUGCUAUUGGAGAUAAAAACGGCGUGCUACAGUGUUUAAGUAUAAAAGAUGAAGAGCCAGUUGUGCAUUUUAAAACAUUACCAGGAAAACCUAUAACUUCAGUUCAACUUCCUUCAUCUAUUGGAACAAACGCUGAUAAAAUUUUCGCAGCUUCGGGUAAUGAAGUAAAAGGUUACACUAGAAAAGGAAAAGUAUUUCUCAGCAUCGAAACAUCCGUAUCGGAGACAAUCACGUCUAUGUGUGUAUUGGGAAGUGAUCUAAUACUAUGCUGUGGAAGGACAGUAACAUUCUACAGAGAAUUAAAAGAACUAUAUUCUCAUAUUUGUGACGACAGAGUAUUAGACGCGGUCGCUUUUGCUACACCAAAUAACACUCGGGUUCGGAUACUUGUUAUAACUGCAAAUAAGGAAGCUAUAAUAAUUGAAAAUGGUCAAACCCAGAAGCGAGUUUACAUCGCUGCUGGACCAACACGUAUCAUUGUGCCUCUUUCCUUACAUUCUACUGAAGUGUGCGCUUAUUAUGGGGCCUCUGAUGGAUCUAUAGGACUGAUAUUUCAAGAAGAAACAAACCUGUCAUACAUGUGCUUGGUGAAUGGACAUGGAUUAGGAUCAGUUAUGUGCGCAGGGUGGUUUUUAAAUAGUUUCGGCACGCAUCUUGCUGUAGGGCAACAUGAUGGUUCCAUUCAACUAUAUCUUAUUAAUACAGAAAACUUUCUUGAAAAACCAAGACUUAAAUUUACUUAUUUUUCUGGCGAACCGGUAACUUCUGUCGCAGGCGGUUACGUAGGGUCAGAAGAACCUGAAUUGCUUAUAUCUACAUUUUCUGGGAGGAUAUUUGGUCUAAGACCACGACGACUUGUUUCUGCAAUUAAUAACCUAUCAACUGACGCACUGGCUGUAAGACGAUCGAAACUUGAGACUGAAAUUGCCCGAUUAGAAAAACAAACUGUUAACGAGCGUGACAAAUAUCAAAAGAACACUCGGUCAAUGUUUGGAGGAGUAUCAGCGCCGCCUCUUCUAGACAUUGAAUACGAGGGAUCAAAUAAUGAACAGCUACUAGCCACAGUCAGAUGUCAAGCUGGAACAAGACGACUUUGGUUGCGUAUCCGCGUUGUUUCUAUUGAAGAAACAAAGAUGGAGGGUAUUUCGGUUUUCAUAUAUAUCUUACCCACUGGAUCACCAAGAGUGGCAAGAUUAAUAAAACUUCAUUUACCGAUAUUGCCACAGUAUUCAAAAUUUGAAAAUAUAGAAGUGGAGGAUGCUAAAAGGUCUUGGUGUCAAAUGCGCAUAUCGGGUGGCUUUUCCGUAGCUGAAAUGACGUCAUGGUUAACCGAAAUAUUGCCAGGGGAAUUACCUCGACCGGCCAGUAAUAUAGUUUUUGCGCGUUCCCAUUCUACUCUUGGGACAUAUCUUGUUUGUAGAUAUCAGCGCGGUUCAGCAGUUUUUAAGUCUGACAAUAUAUCUACAAUAAUGGUAAUGAAAACCGUUAUUUCUAAUUGUUGUGUUAAAAGAAGUAUACGAGCUGAUAUUUCUUGUGAUGUUCCCGAAAAUGCAUGUUUAAUUUCAUUUCAACAAAUAAGAGAUAGAUUCAAAUUUGAACAUGAAAAGAAAAAAGAUAUUGAAAUAAGGAAAGCCCUUGGUUCCCUAGAUUUGGAUACAAAUAUGAUAAAUGAUGAAACACAGCCAUUAUUGUGUAAGGAAUAUCUGAACAUAUUGAAAUUAUCAGAUGUUAAUAAAGAUGAAUCAUGCUUUGAGGAACUUAUAGACACAAUUGAACAUUGGUAUUUGGAUUGGUAUAAACUAUCAUUGAAAAGUAAUUAUUAUGGUAAUGGUUUAACAAAACUGAAAGCAGCUCUUAAGGGUUGCCAGGUUGAUGAAAUAGAGCAAAUCCUUAAGCCU
Molecule: messenger RNA, 2001 nt
Organism: Brenthis ino (lesser marbled fritillary)
Lineage: Eukaryota; Metazoa; Arthropoda; Insecta; Lepidoptera; Nymphalidae
Source: the annotation of a GenBank genome assembly